AUGCAGUUCAAACUCAGCACCAUUGUUGGCCUCCUUGCUGUUGCUUCUCCCGCCCUCGCCGUGGAUGCAGUCAGCAGGAUUGAUGGCUUCACCGUCUUAGCCAAGGACGUGCAAACAACCGCAAACUCCAUUGAACUCACAAACGCCCUCUCGAAAGCAUCUGAUACUAUCGAUCGCUUUUACUUGCUUCACAACGCUGAAAGAGUAGCAACGAAUGAUCUCGUCCGGAAGGGAGAAGCCUUGGCUGCCGACCAACAACAGGCCGCUUGUAACUCAUUCACCAACUACGCUUCCGCUGCCACUGAUAUGCUGAAUACGGUCAAAGAAAAGCAACUCGAUGUAGAGCUUGUUGGGAAAAGUUACCAGAUGGCUGCGCACCUCCGUGCCUUAAAGCAUAACAACGACGAAUUUGCCGACCUCCUUACCGACCUCCUCGCACCCAGCUGUGGAAGUAGCUUGGCCGACACCAUCAAAGACCUCGACAAGCUCCUUACUAGCACCAAAAAAGCUUACACCUACGGCUUGCCUUGA
Molecule: messenger RNA, 531 nt
Organism: Penicillium waksmanii
Lineage: Eukaryota; Fungi; Ascomycota; Eurotiomycetes; Eurotiales; Aspergillaceae
Exons: 4
Coding region: 1-531 (176 amino acids)
Source: RefSeq, a predicted model, not a curated record